Thamnophis sirtalis is the source of this 450-nucleotide messenger RNA. The record is from RefSeq and is a predicted model, not a curated record. Lineage: Eukaryota; Metazoa; Chordata; Lepidosauria; Squamata; Natricidae.
GUUCAUCCUGCUUCCUGCCGCGGCUUCAGAAUCAUGGCCUCAAAGCCGCCGCAGCAGCAGCAGCAACAGCCGCCGCCUAAUUCCUUGCCCGCCUACGAGACCUUGAAGUUGGAACGAGUCCGCGAGAAAGUGCUGCACGUAGAGCUCAACCGGCCGGAGAAAAGGAACGCCAUGAAUGUCGCCUUUUGGAGAGAGAUGGUGGAGUGCUUCAACAAGAUUGCCCAGGAUUCUGAAUGCCAUGCAGUGGUGAUCUCGGGAGCUGGGAAAAUGUUCACUUCAGGUAAGAAGGACGGAGGCGUUACAUCCGAGCGAGCCCUCCUCCUUAGAUCAGGGAAAUCUAGCAAGGAGCUCCCUGGGGUACACCUCUUGGGGUCUUUCUCUUGGAAAGGAUUUCUGUCUGCAAGGAGAAUGAAUCCUUCGCUUCCCCACCAUCCCGUCAGAGCUGAAGAA